Messenger RNA from Lates calcarifer (barramundi perch), 7458 nucleotides. RefSeq names its product SUN domain containing ossification factor (gene suco). The record is from RefSeq and is a predicted model, not a curated record. The coding region runs from base 224 to 4543 and encodes 1439 amino acids. Gene Ontology annotation, cellular component: membrane; cytoplasm. The transcript is spliced from 24 exons. Lineage: Eukaryota; Metazoa; Chordata; Actinopteri; Centropomidae. Gene Ontology annotation, biological process: regulation of bone remodeling; protein folding in endoplasmic reticulum.
GCUACCCGUCAACAGCAGUAGCUACUAACGCUGAAAAAGAGGCGGACAACUGGUCCGCACAAUGAAAAUUAGCACACCUCAAGUGUAGGUCUUAGCCAGAGAAUACAGUCGUUUGUUAAUUUGUUAUCAACACAGACCCUAAGCUUGUCUUCGGUGUAUCGUGUAGCCUUGAGAGACUAGAAAAAACCCAAAGAGCGAGGAUGUUGGUCCCCGCGGGAAGAUAAUGAAGAGGCUGCGCGUUUUGUUGGUGUGCCUCGUUGUAGCUCUCCUGUGCUGGUACCCCAGUCAACAUGUGUUUUGUUCAGAGCAGAGCUUGUCUGGCCCAGGUCAGUCUGCCGGGGACAAAAACCCUGAUGGCCACAAGCAGGAGCAGGAGCAGGACUCCAUGCAACACAAGGUGGUGGAAGAACCCACACACACAUCAUACGAUAUGGGACUAGAGACAGAGAGAGCGGCACUAGAGAAGCUGGCAACACACAACAACAUACACCAAGAACAGACUGUGAAUCCUCAGGAAGCUGAGGUGGAGGAGACAAAACCAGACCCAGAGUCUGAUACUGUACUUGUCGCUCCUGAGCCAGAACCCCACCCAGACCCCCAGACUGAUUUGCAGCUGCAGACUGACACACAUGACCAGGACCAGGAACCCCCAGUGUCCUCCACUCCAGAACCAGUUCCAGCACAGGGCCAAGUAUCCACAGAUACUCCAGCCCAAGCAGAAAUCUACAGUGACGCUUCUGCUGCACAUCCCAGUCUGGACUCAAACCCAGCCACAUCCCCAGAUGAAGCUGAAAACACACCUACCUCACAGAGUGCUGGCCCAACCCACACAGGUGCAGUGCGGGUUGCCAGUGCAGGAGAUGAACUCCCAGUAGACAGCUUUGUCUUUGCUGAGCACUCUGAUUCACAGUGCGGGGUCAUUCCCCCCGAACUGGCAACCUGUGAAAACUCCCCUUUUGGCAGCCCUCUCCUCAGCACGGAUGAGGCUGGCAUAGAGGACCAGCAGUCAGACCAGAACCCCAGUUCUGGUCCAGAAGCAGAGGUCCAGUCUACUGCAGGCCAUGUGGACCAGGAACACCAACAACCGCAACAGGAGCUGGAGGAUGGUUUGGACCGAAACACCUCUGUCACUCGGGAGGGGGAUGGCAUUAUUGCCAGAGAGACGGAUCCCUCAGUUCCCAGCAAAGAGGACAUCCCCACAUUUGAUGAGUGGAAGAAACAGGUCAUGGAGGUGGAGAAGGAGAAAAGCCAGUCUCUCCAUACCUCAACCAGCAGCAGCCCCCAUCCAGUGAAGAAGGUCCAGAAAAACUUCAAGAAUAACUACGCAUCUGUGGAGUGUGGUGCCAAGAUACUAUCUGCCAACAAUGAGGCCAAGAGCACUUCAGCUAUUCUCAUGGAAAAUAUGGACCUUUACAUGCUAAAUCCUUGCAGCAACAAAAUCUGGUUUGUGAUAGAGCUCUGUGAGCCUAUUCAAGUCAAGCAGCUGGACAUCGCUAACUUUGAGCUCUUCUCAUCUACACCUAAAGACUUUCUAGUUUCUAUCAGUGACAGAUAUCCUACCAACAAGUGGGUAAAGCUGGGUACUUUCCAUGCCCGUGAUGAGCGUAUAGUCCAGAGCUUCCCACUGGACGAGCAGCUUUAUGCUAAAUAUGUGAAGAUGUUCAUCAAGUACAUAAAGGUUGAACUCCUCUCGCACUUUGGCUCGGAGCACUUCUGUCCUCUCAGUCUCAUCAGGGUGUUUGGUACCAGCAUGGUGGAGGAGUAUGAGGAGAUCGCAGAUUCUCAGUACCCUUCAGAGAGACUGGAGUACUUGGAUGAGGACUAUGACUAUCCUCCUGGUUACCAACCAUCAGAAGACAAGGCCUCUAAAAACCUGCUUGGCUCGGCAACCAAUGCCAUCCUAAACAUGGUAAACAACAUUGCUGCAAACGUGCUGGGCGGCAAGCCAGAGCUGGAGGGUGGAGCAGAAACAGGAGGUAACACAACAGCAGAGGAGAUUGAAAAGAAGGAGAGCACAGAAGUUAAAGCAGCUGAAACACCACACGACUCUGCAGAACUGGCAUCUGCAGAACCAGAACACUCUGCGACCCAGGAGGACUCUAAUGUCUCCAGUGACUCCUCCACGCCUCCUUCCUCUUCAUCUGACUCCCACGAGGACAGGCAGAUUGUCACUCUGGUAGAGGAGGAGGAGGACGAAGAGCCCAGGCAGUCCACCGUCACCCUGAUGGAGGAGGAGGGAGAGGAGGAGGAAGAGAAGGGAGAGGAGGAGACGAGGAGGGAGGCAGAUAGGAACCAGUGGGAGAGCCGGACAUACUGUCCUUUCUCCUACUUCUCCUCGCUGUCCCUGUCCUGCAUGGCCACCCUGCCGGAGCUGCUCCAUCGCUGGUGUUCCGCCCGGCUGGCCAAGGAGAGACUCCGCAGCCUUAGGAGGAGGCAGCUGAGCACCCAAAUACAGACGCACCCUGAUGCAAACACCCCUGUCCUCAUGCACACACCGCCACAAAUCCCUGUCCCUGUCCCCACCCCCCCACAAGAAGUCCUUCCCCUCACAGAAAAAGCCCCAGAGCCCGAGGUGUCUGUCAAGGUCCAGAAUGAGGGCAAAUCUUUGGGUGACAUGCACGCCAUUCACACACAUCUCAACACUCACACACCUGAUGCACACACUCCAGAGCUCAACAUCCUCCUAGAGCCUAGCAGAACCUCCACCAUCCCUCCAAGCAGUUUCUCAGACAUCCACAGUUCUCUGUCACGCCCGACCCCCACCAAUGAGGAGAAGCUGCUGCCUCCCAUCAAAGACGCAGCCCUGGACCCAGUCCCCACUCCACCCCUUCAAGUAGUCUCCAUCCCAGAGACGCAACAGGCCAGCAGCGCCACCCCCACCCUUACUGUCAGCUCUCCCCCACAGCCUGUUUCCUCUGAGACAGCCUCUCCUGGUAUUGUGGUUCCUCCUGUCAAGGAGCAGCCUGUUCAGCCUCUUCCCACUGCAUCGAGGCCCGAAGACUCUAUCCCCCCUCCCACUGAACUGCCAACAGCUGUCCCACUGACCGACACUCAUACAGACACAGUAAAGUCAGGCACAGACAGCGGGGACUCACAGAGACGCAAUGUCCAGGCUUCUCAGACUCACGGGGAGCAAGGGGACUCUCUCACUCAGACCGGAGAGCCCCAUCGGGUUGAAGACACGGUGGACGAGGACCUAUUAAGCACUAAUGGGAAUGGCAACGUCCACCGAACAGCUACAGACUUCUAUGCAGAGCUGCAGAACGGGGGUGAUUAUAAUGGGGGGGCAGUGAAUGGGAAUGGCGUGUUAUUGAAUGGGGGAGCGGUGCAUGGCUCCAGUCAGAAGGAGAGUGUGUUCAUGAGGCUGAACAACAGGAUCAAAGCUCUGGAGAUGAACAUGAGUCUGUCCAGCAGAUACCUGGAAGAACUCAGCCAGAGAUACCGGAAACAGAUGGAAGAGAUGCAGAGAGCGUUCAAUAAGACCAUCAUCAAACUGCAGAACACCUCCCGCAUUGCUGAAGAGCAGGACCAGAAACAGACAGAUUCCAUCCAGGUCCUGCAGAGUCAGCUGGAGAAUGUCACUAAGCUGAUGUUAAAUCUCACUGCUACAGUCAGCCAGCUGCAGAGAGAGGUAUCUGAUCGUCAGAGCUACCUGGUCGUCUCUCUGGUUCUUUGUCUGUCUCUGGGCCUCCUGCUGUGUCUGCAGUGCUGCCGUAGCUCCUCUCCCAACCCCAGCACCACUGCUGCUGCCCUUCCCAAGAGCAACCACUAUCCCAGCCCUAAAAGAUGCUUCUCCUCUUAUGACGACAUGAGCCUAAAGCGCAGAGUUACCUGUCCACUGGUUCGUUCCAAGUCAUUCCACCUGUCCUCCACAGAAGUAGGUCCAGAUGACUUGUACAUUGUAGAACCUCUAAGGUUUUCUCCAGAGAAAAAGAAAAAACGCUGCAAAACAAAGUCAUUGGACAAGGUUGAGACUCUGAAGGCAUCCGGUCCCUUUGCUUCGCUCACAAACGGGGGUCCCAAGUGCAACGGUUUCCACCCAUGCCUCCCUGCGCCACCCCCUGCCCUACCCCCUCCUCCACCUCCUCCUCCUCCUCCUCCUCCUCCUCCUCUUCCUCCUCUUCCUCCUCCUCCUCUUCUUCCUCCUCCCCCACCGCCGCCUCCCCCUCCCACCACAGACGAGGUGUCACCAUUGCCCACUUGCACCUCUAAGGAGUCCCCCUCAGAGACCAGCAGCUGCAGCUCAUCCACCCACUCUGAGGAGUCCUACACGAGCCGCCUCCCCCCUCCCUCUCCCACCUUCCCUUCCACCGGCCUGUGCAAUGGCCACAGCCUGGGUUUCCCCAUCCAGCAGCCUCCCACCAAGUCCCGUCAGGAGAAACGCUCCGUGAAGCGGCGGAAGUCACGACAGACCGAGCUGCAGUUCCCGCCCAUGUCUGGGGGCAGCGUCGCUUCUCUGCCCAGCCUGCAGCAGCUUAUGAAGGGAAACAAGGAGAUCAGUGUCGGGACCAUCGGGGUGACAGCCGUCACCGGACAUGUCUGAAAUACUCACACUUUUAAACAACUUUCUAUUCACAACCGUACACAGACACACACACACACACACACACACCUAUAUGGUAGCAGAUUUGUGAGGAGAUGAGGUUUUACUGCAUCCCAAAGAACCACAUUUCCCAUGAGCACCCAGGCACACCGUGGAACUGAAGUGGCUAUGGCAGCAGUAGUUCGACAUCAUCCAGUCCUUAUCCACUCCUGUCAAAGACCUGUUUACGGUUACGUGCCUUUAUAUCUGUUGUAGACCUUUUAAUGCUAAAAAAACUGAAAUUGAAAGAAUUGCUGGUGUGGGCGGAGAGAGAGAGAGAGACACUGUGGUGGGGAGUGAAACAUUAAUACAAGUCAAAUCCAUUGAGGUGUGUUCAAGAUGUUUUUUCUAAUGGAUAAGCACAUUGUCAUGACAUGACAUGACAGUUGAGCACCAUUGAGCCCCCUCCCCACCCCCCCGACUCUGAGCACAGUGAGGAGAGGUGUAGGCCUCAACUCUACGUUCCUUCACCUACAGGGAGCAUCAAGAAGUAUUAGGCUGCUCCUUUGGGAUGAUAUGUAUCAUUAUGAAAACUGUGGAGCAUGACAAACAUCUUUUCUUAUCCUUAUUUCCUUCUGUCUUCAUUCUGCCAUCAUUGCCAUCAUUUUUAUCUUAUCCAUUCUGUCUUAGUAUUGUAUCCUAACAUGACUGCAGGUGUAUGUAUGGGACCAGAGUGUUAAACAUUCAUGUACACCAAACUCACUCUCUUUGACUUCCUCUGUCUUGGUCAGUCUGCUCCAAACCAACAGUCAGAGCUGAAUGAAGAAAUUAACUUUGCAUGGUGUGAAACUGUCUGAAUGUGUUAGUCCUCUCACUUUAAGUGUCCCACUAAACAUCGUAUUACAUAUACAAUAGCAGCAGUCUACAGAUCCUACAAGUUCACAGUGAAAUGUUCUAUGAACUCUACCUACUCUGUUAGUUUGGCUGGGUCCAAAAAGCUUGCUCACACACCAAAUGAAGAGAAAUUGUGCUGUUACAGUGGAUACUGUGACUGUGAGGAUGGUUAGAUAUUACAGUGGGCUCGGACAGGUCAGAGCCAAGCUGAAUUUUCUUCUUUUUCUUUCAUAUUUUAUUAUUUCUUUCAUCCAUAACUGAGCCAUGCUUUUCUUCUUAUUGAUACUGGUGUGCUUUGUUUGAAUUAUUCUCACAGCCAGUAUGGAGGUAAUGUUUUCUGUAGGACACAGGGUAGCAUAGCUGAAUGUUUACACUUUUCUCACACACACACUCUACUGGGACCCUGCAGUCAAGUCUGACAGUCCAGUUUUAUUUAUCUAGUUAUUUAUUUAUUUAAAAGACUACAGAUUUUUCUAAAAUAGGUGCUGGCUUGCCAGUCUUCCAAUCCUGCAGUGUCACAGUAGUUUAUCCAUGUGAGUAUGUUACAUAGAAAUAUUACAGUGAAAUAUACUCAGCGGUACUGACACAGUCAUGGUGGAUGGCUCAACCAUGGACAUCAUCCUCUUCCUCUUCUUCUUUUUUUUCUGUAGAGACUUUAUUUUGGGCUCUGACCUUAAAAAAAGCCCCCAGUUCUGUUUGCCUCAGCGUGAAAUGUCAGACAGUCACAUGUCCUGCAGCAGCCUAUGUAUCUAAGAUAACAGGGUAUUGAUUGAGAAGACUGCAUGUUUAUUAGGAUCAUCACACUGCUGCUUUUGUAUAUGUUCAGAGCUGCUGGGUAGAUGGACGUAGUGGAAAGGACUAAAGUGAGUGUUUGCUGUUGUACCGUCUUCUUUGUGUUUGCCUCAGCAUCUUUAUUGGAUGAACUAACUGAUUUUAAUUUCACCUUCUUCAUGUUUUCAUGACUGACCUACGAUAAAAUUCAGUUUAAUAUUUAAACACAAUGUAGGGUGUCCAGACGUGAAUAAGAGGUAUUUUUUGUUUGUUUUUAAAUAAUAAAAUUUAAAAUAUCUUUUUCUUUAUGUAUGCGGUUUCUGACUGGCUCUGUGUGGUUGGACUUGUGCACUUGUUGACAGAGACAGAGAACUCACCUCUAACUCUUAACUCUCCCAUUAGAGCCUCAUUACAUCUUCUGACCAGCUUCUACAGCGCUUCUUUCUCUUACAUAUCCUCAUCCUCCAGGGUCGCCUCUGACCCCAUUGCACGACUUUUUCUGUGACUGUGAAGAAAAUACAUUUUUAAUAUGCCUGCUUUUAUUAACCACUCUGACCUUUUCCCAUUAGGAGCUUAAAAUGCUCUAUCUGUCUACAUGCCUGCUUUUUUGACUAGUUCAUCUUUCUGUGCAUCCUCACUCUCAUUGUGCACCCGCUCACUCUUUUAGUCACUUGUCACUGCUCUUCAACUUUAUUCCCCACCUCAGAUGAUAAAUGUGGUCUGUGAAGAGAAGGACACAAAUUGUUGUUAAAUAAAGGGAAUGCAGCAAAGAUGGGUAUGAUUUGGAACACUAUUAAUGUGAUUCUGUAUGUUCCACAAGCCGAGCAAAUCAUGAGGUUGGUUUUUUUUGUAUCCUUUAUGAAUGUGUAUGAUGUUAUGUUUGUGUGUGUAUGUGUAAACCUGUAUGCAUGUGAGAUUUUUUUUGUUGUUGACCUCCUGUAUGUGUGUGAGCGUCUGUGUUAUAAGAAAGACUACUUUGAAUCUACUUAUCCCCAUAACACAGCGAGUAGGGAGAAGGCCCUCAGUGAGAAAUUCUAGGAGCUCAGCGUGCACUUUGUAUGACUCCUCAUGCCUUUUUUUUUGUUUGUUUUGUUUUUUUUACCUUAUAUGUCAAGUGCUUUCUUUUCUUUCUAUUCUCUCUCCCUCUCUUUCUCUCUGUGAGUACUCUGAAGAGCUGCACAGUAUUUUUGAGCAGGAGUGAGUUACUACAAAAACUGUAGUGCCAUUAGAAACUGUGAAUUUCUAAAUAAAACCUUUUUUGUCGUCUUUCA